AUGUCAAAAGCGAAGUGUGACGAAUGGCUAUACGAAUUGAUUGGUUCAACUGAUAAUAUUAUUACUAUAAUUGAUAAAUUAUUCAUACUUUUGAAUAAAAUUCAAAAUGAAGGUAGAAGUUUCGAUGAAACGAAACAUAUCCUUAAUAUUUGUAUUUCUCUGUCUACUCGAUCAACUGAGUAUAUUUUCAACUGGCUCAAUGAAAAUCAAAAUGAAUCAAAAUAUGUUUUGUUUCUUGGAAUUUUUUACUAUUAUUAUACACUUAAUUUAGAUAAAAACACUAGUAAUAAAGGAUUUAAAUGCUUAAUAAAAACUGCAAGUUAUCAUCCGAUUGCACAAUUAUAUUUAGGAAUUAUUCAUCGAGAUUUUCAUAGUGGAAAUAUUCUCUGUAAAAAUGAAUAUGAUAUUGUAAUUAAUGAUUUAGGAAUCAGUAAAUUAUCAACUGAAUCAUUAAAUAAUGAUAAUAAGUAUUAUGGAAUCAUUCCUUAUAUUGCUCCAGAGAUUUUUCAAGGACAGAAAUACAAAAAAUAUUCUGAAGCCUCAGAUAUAUAUAGCUUUAGUAUGAUUAUGUGGGAAUUAAUGGUAGGUCGAAGACCUUUUUGGGAUCGAGAUUAUAAUACAUCGCUUAUUAUUGAUAUUUGUGAUAAUAUCCGUCCUCCUAUCGUUACAAAUGCUCCUGAGGGUUAUAUUAAAUUAAUGCAAGAAUGUUGGCAAUCUGAUCCGAAACUAAGACCAACUGCUGAGGUUAUUUUUAGUAUUAUUGAUAAAAUUAUUUUGAAUGAAGAAAAAAGUGAAAGUAUAUAUGACAGUAAUUAUUCAGGCAAUGUCAAUGAUAUAAAUACUAAAAAAUUCAAAUUUAAUGAGAGCUAUAAUAAUGAAUCUGACAAAAAUAAAUAUAUUUCCAAUGCAUUAGAAUUUGAUAUUUCAGAAUCAUUAUAUUGA
Molecule: messenger RNA, 942 nt
Organism: Funneliformis geosporum
Lineage: Eukaryota; Fungi; Glomeromycota; Glomeromycetes; Glomerales; Glomeraceae
Source: the annotation of a GenBank genome assembly